AAUCCAUAUAAGUAAAGUAGAACUAGUCUGGAACGAGAAAAUGGAAGGAAGUAUAGAGCUUGUUUUCAUUCCCGCCCCUGGAAUGGGCCACCUUCUCUCCGCCAUCGAAAUGGCCAAGCUCCUCCUUCAGAAACGCCGCAUCAGCGAUGAUCUCUCUAUCUCUGUAUUGAUGAUGGAACCUUCCUUCGACUCACUUCUUGCAGCCCACGACGAACCGUCCUCCAGAUUGAAGUUCGUGCUUCUCUCUGCUUCCACGACGACAGAUAACACCAACAAGGCCACCUACUUCCGUUCCCUCAUCGAAUCUCACAAGCAAAGUGCGAGUGAAGCCGUUCGCACAAUCCAGACCCGGACGGCUUCAGGCGGCACAAGGCUCGCCGGCAUUGUUGUGGACAUGUUUUGUACCGACAUGAUGGACGUGGCCGACGAGUUAGGAAUCCCGGCGUACGUGUUCUACACUUCCGGCGCCGCCAUGCUCGGACUCCAUCUCCAUCUCCAGGAGCUCAGGGAUGUCCACCGGAAAGACGUCUUCGAGUUCAAGGAGUCAGACUCAGAUCUGGAAGUCCCGACUUAUUCCACACCUUUUCCGGUAAGGUUUCUACCGGCGAAUACGCUGAACAAGACCGGCGGCGAAUCCGACAGGUUUUUGGAUAUUGCAAAGAGAAUCCGAGAGGCGAAGGGCAUACUUGUCAACACGUUCCCCGAGCUUGAGCCACACGCUCUCAAAGCCCUAUCCAAAGAAGAAUCAAGGAAGAUCCCGCCCGUGUACCCAGUGGGACCCGUACUCAACUUGCAAGGUGUAAAGAACAAAGAGUCCGACGAAGAAAUAUUUGAGUGGCUUAACGAUCAAAAGAAGUCAUCUGUGGUGUUCCUCUGCUUCGGAAGCGGCGGCAGUUUCACGGAGGAGCAAGUGAAGGAGAUCGCCGACGCACUCGAGCAUAGCGGGCAGAGGUUCUUGUGGGCCCUGGUGAAGCCAACGCCAAAAGAUGUCGACCUCAACAAAUCGAAAGACAUCCUCCCAAAAGGUUUCUCAGAAAGGACUAAAGGCAUCGGAAAAGUGAUCACCGGAUGGGCGCCGCAAGCCGCCAUUCUAGCUCACGCCGCCGUGGGGGGCUUCGUGUCGCACUGCGGGUGGAAUUCGACUCUAGAGAGCGUGUGGUUCGGAGUUCCCAUGGCGGCUUGGCCAAUUUAUGCAGAGCAACAGGCGAAUGCAUUCCAAUUGGUGACGGAUAUUGGAAUGGCAGUGAAUCUUAAAUGGGAUUACAAGAAAGCCCUAACAUCUGAAAAACCUGCAAAGACGGUGAAAGCAAAUGUGGUAGAAGCGGCAAUCAGAAAGCUUAUGGUCCACCCUUCUCCUACGAGGGAUAGGGCUAAAGAACUUAAACAGAAGAGUAGAGAGGCUGUGCAGGAGGGUGGCUCCUCCAAUGUUCUUCAGUCUUUCUUCCAUGAAGUCUUUAACAACAACCUCAAAAUUAAAGGAGCAAAUGAUGUUAAAGAGAAAACUUCUGAGUUGGUUUGGGAGGAGAGCAAAAAGCAAGUUAUGGAAUUAAGAGAGAAUAUUAUGAAAGUUCAUGGGGAAGUUGGUGACUUACGAGUUGCAUUGCAAUCUGAAAUUCAAGGAAGGAGGAAUUACAUAUUGUUGAUUGCAAUUGUUAUGGUAGCCAUGGCUAUCAGGUAUUACCGUGUACUAUAAGAAGAGAACUACAUUGUAAUUGUGUGGUUCUUGUGACUACUAAUUACAACUUGAAGUAACUGUGUAUGAUAAUGUAAUAUGCAAUUUGAAUUUCUAAAUUUCAAUGUUUGUGUAAGUAAGUUUUAUGUGUACAUCAUCUGUUAAUGUACUUGGUAAAAAGUAUCUUCCUUGAAAUGUUGUUUGUGAUAAAAAUGAAAAGCUUU
Molecule: messenger RNA, 1896 nt
Organism: Cuscuta europaea
Lineage: Eukaryota; Viridiplantae; Streptophyta; Magnoliopsida; Solanales; Convolvulaceae
Source: the annotation of a GenBank genome assembly